ACAUCUCUCAAUCAUACAAUUUUCAGAGCCUUCUAGAGAGUUUUUGAGAGACAUGUCUCAAGAGCUUGGAGUUAUAAUAUACUAGACUCUUUAGUGUUGAUCCCAAGAAGCUAGAUGUGUGAAGAUUCUUGGAAGGAGAUUCAAGCCAAUGUUCUGCGAUUGCACAACUGAAGCAAUAAUUGAAGUCUACCGAUAGUGAUUGGUAAAGAGUUUGCUCAUUGAAGAACAACCAAUUGCAGAGCUGGAGUAGAGACUCGUGAGGAACACGUCGUCCUACAAAGUGAUAUAGUAAAAUUCCUAGAGAAACCUUCGAAGUUCGAUUAUCCGCCUCGUGUCUUCUCUUGGGGUCUUGAAUGCUCCAAAUUCAAAGCUGAAUGCCGUUAUAUCCGCGCGCGCACUCUUCUUGAAGGAUACGAAGAAACCCAGAGGAGAACAAGUUCAAUACGGAGGUGAUUAAGAAUUGGUGAAGAAGAGGAUUUUUUUACAAGAAAAAAAAAGCUUGAGUUAUGGUUUUGUAGCCCCAUGCAUUGGAGGACAUGAAAGGAGAUGCUUAGCAGGUUAAAUAGGCGUUGCUUUUGCACUGUUACUUCACGACCAUGGCUCUUUGUAGGCUUGGGCAACCCUGGGGAUAAGUACAAAGGAACCAGACAUAAUGUGGGGUUUGAGUUGAUUGAUGCAUUUGCUGAAUCACAAGGGAUUUCAAUUAACACAGUUCGCUGCAAAGCUAUCUUUGGGGAAGGUUUUGUUGGUGAGGUCCCUGUUUUCCUUGCAAAGCCUCAAACUUAUAUGAAUCUUAGUGGUGAAUCUAUUGGACCACUUGCAGCUUACUAUAAGCUACCUCUUAAUCGUGUGAUUGUGUUUCACGAUGACAUGGACUUGCCUUGUGGGGUCCUUCGUCUUCACCCUAAAGGAGGUCAUAGAAGCCACAACGGGCUAAAGAGUCUGAUCUCUCAUUUUAGAGGCAACAGAGAAUUUCCUCGGCUAAGAAUUGGUAUUGGUAGGCCGCCUGGACAAAUGGAUCCCAAAGCAUUCUUGCUCCAAAAGUUCAAUACAACGGCUCAAGAACGAAUUGAUGCUGGUUUGCAAGAUGGGGUGGUCGUGUUGAAGCUCCUUUUAUCUAAAGGAUUGACCGAGAGUGCAAGAUGCUUUAACAGUGAGCAAAAGUACAAGCAUAUAAGAUUGCAGACUGUGCCGACAUGACAAGCUCAAGCUGAGGUUUUAGUUUUUUGAUAUUUUAGAUUGCUGCAGAAGCAGGAUCUUCUGUGUUGUUUUUCUUUAGGGUAAGAAGCCCUAGGAAGUGUGCUAUCCGUAAGUAUGAAGUAUGUCGUCGAUCUUUUUCCUCUCAGAAAUAUCCUUUUGUAAUAUUUUAGAAAUCGUUAAAUUCUUUUUCUCGUUUCACAAGUC
Messenger RNA from Alnus glutinosa, 1404 nucleotides. Its product is annotated as peptidyl-tRNA hydrolase, mitochondrial. The record is from RefSeq and is a predicted model, not a curated record. NCBI's taxonomy places the organism in Eukaryota, Viridiplantae, Streptophyta, Magnoliopsida, Fagales, Betulaceae. The transcript has 10 exons. The coding region runs from base 547 to 1200 and encodes 217 amino acids. Gene Ontology annotation, molecular function: peptidyl-tRNA hydrolase activity.